AUGCCUACUGAAGCUAAAACCAUUACAAUUCCAGAGCCUACAUUGCUGACAAGUGACAACCUCUCUAUUUCCAUAACCAUGUGGCGUAGAUAUGCAAUAUUUAUGUUUUUGAUUUUGGCCUCAAAUUUUGAGGUGGAGGCCAUUGCCGGUUCUAGUUCUCAUCACCAAUCACAAGUAGUCCUUGACACAGAUGGUAACCAGCUUGAAGCUGGAAGAGAAUAUUACAUUGUUUCAGCCAUCCGAGGAGGCGGUGGAGGUGGGGUAACUAUUGGCAAAAGAGAAAGUUCAAGUUCACACACGCCCAUUGUGAGACAACAUUCCUAUGACUUGAACUUGGGUAGCCCUGUUACUUUCACUCCAGCAUCUACUUCUUCCAAAGAGAUGGUUAUUUGGGAAAAAUUUGAUGGAGUUCAGUAUCUCAGCGAGAUGCCAUCAGAAGAAAACAGGAUUGAGGAGCAAACCGAUUUGAAUAUCGGGUUCUCGGGAUCAAACAGAGUCUGGCAAGUGGAGGACGCCAGUAGUGAAUCAUCAUCAUCAUCUAGCCAGACAACAAGGUACGUGACACUCAGAGGCCAACCAGGUCAUCCAGGUGCCUCCACAGUGAGGAAUUGGUUCAGGAUAGAAAGGAUCAGCAGGUCAAACCCUGAGUAUCAAAUCACCUACUGUCCUAGUGUAUGCGAAUCUUGCCAUGUUGAGUGUGGGAAUGUCGGAAUUACGAAGGAAAAUGGGAAGAGGUGGCUUUCAGUUUCACAGCAUAGAGAGUUUCCCUUCGUAUUUGUGAGGGUGGGUGAGACACUCCAAGGAUCAAUAGAAAGCUCAGAAUGGAUAAGGAGUUAA
This is a messenger RNA of Nelumbo nucifera (sacred lotus), 837 nucleotides long. Its product is annotated as kunitz trypsin inhibitor 5-like. Lineage: Eukaryota; Viridiplantae; Streptophyta; Magnoliopsida; Proteales; Nelumbonaceae. The record is from RefSeq and is a predicted model, not a curated record. Gene Ontology annotation, molecular function: endopeptidase inhibitor activity.